AAUGAGCCUACAUACGAAUCACCAUGGUAAAAAUAGAGCUCCCAGGGCCUUCAUGCAGAGGGCUCAUGUUCCCGUUGGUUCCAGAUAGUGCCCGCAAGGGACAAAAUUUAAGGAGGCAUCACUCUUAGGGUAUUCAGGGACUGCUUACUCUGCUUACCAGUGAGUCCCUCCUUAAAGUUUGCACUAUAGGCCCCUUUGCCUUAUGCUGGAGAUGGGUAUUCUCUCCGGACCAGGGAAACAGCCAGCGGACUCAGAAUAGCUCACCUAGAAGGGAAGGAGUAAAGAGAGACAGGGGAGUCUUCUCAGGUAGCAAAGCAGAGAAGGAUGGCCAUAGAGAGGCCAGUCCCGGUUCACUCUAAGACACACUCUUUUUUCUUUUUUUCUUCCCAGCUUUUUGGAGGUUUAUGAUCGACAAAAUUGUGAUUGUAAAAUUCAAGUGUACAUCUUAAUGAUUCGAUGUCUAUGUGUGUUGCGAAAGGGUUCUUUCUUCUCUAGUUCAUUAACACAUCUAUUCCCCCCCACAUGUUUAUUUACGUCCUUUUUGGUGAGAACAUUUAAGUUAUAUACCCUUAGCAAAUUUUAAUUAUAUACUGCAGUGUUAUAAACUAUAGUCCCGAAGUUUAUAACUUUAAAGAGUUCUAAGAUGAAUACGGUGCUCAGACCUUACAGCAGUUAUCAAGCAUGCAAGCUCCAUUCCCUCCCAGAACUAGGCACUAGGGGAGCCCGUCCUUCAGGCAGAAGUCUGAAAAGUUGGAAGCGCAAGAUGUGGGGUCCAAACACUGCCCUCGUCAGGGAAAAUUUGAGAGUUGUGAGUUCCCUCCUGAUAAUAUGCUGUUGGGCUCAGAGUCCAGUCAAAGUAAGACAGUCUCACAAAAGGGAUUUUCUAGACGUUUCAAAUAAUGGCAGCUCUCUGGAGAGGAGGCUCUGAAGGAACUCCAGACCCGUUCUACCUGUUGCUGUUAGGCUGCUGGUUUUCCUAGCGAUUGAGGGAUGUUGGUUUCUAAGAGAGAGCUCGAUGGAAUUACAAUAAAUUAAAAUGCCACAAAGAUCACUGUUCUUACCGAGAUUGUGUCAUUUUCCUUGAAUAAACACUUUCUAUAUUGCUGUGAGCCUUUGGUUAAUUUCCAGACUUUAAAAAAUUUGAUUCUGACAAAUUUUUGUCUGCUUUCUCCUUGCCCUAAUGGAGAAGAGCAUUUUUGGAGGUCUUUACUCUGGCAUUUUCACUGACAUCACCUAUAGUAUAUUUGGAAUGCCCUUCUAUAUGAUUGCGUUCUCAUUUCUUAAACACAGCUUAGAUGUCUCCUCCUCUGGUGCUUUCUCUGUGUCCUCCGGGCAAAGGAGUCAGCUCUUCCUUUGUCUUCUAUACCCCUGUGUUUAUGCCUUGUUAAUUCACUUUUCACUUACUUGUGUCUGUUCCCAUGUCUUCUCGCAGCCUGCCGUUCCCUAGUUGGUGACUUAUUCAUCGUCUGUGCCCAGACCGGUUCUGGAACACACAGCAAGUAUGCCUGCUUGUAGGAUGGGGGUAUUUGUUUUAGGAGAUCUCUGAGCCUAGCCCGGGGAGUCUCAGCCAGAGCCACCAGUUCUCUCCUCCUGUUUCAGUGAUGCAUAACUGACCUUCGUGUCUCCAUCGUGUUGGAAGUGUGGGGAGCUCUGCGUGCCUACCGCAAGCUCAGAGCUGACUGAGUGUCUGAGGGAAGCAGAGGGCAGAGGCAGAGCCCUUGUCACGAGCUUCAACAGUGAUAAUAAUGCCGGCAGCCAACAGUUACUGGGUCUUUUCCAUGCUGCUGUAUGCCGGGUUAGGAGGUUUAUACUCACUAUCUCAUUUGGUUCCAGCAUCAGUCCUAGGAGGUGGGUCCUGUUAUCCUCAUUUUACCCGUGAGGCUGUGUAAGGGAAGGGGCAGAACUGGGGUUAGGUGAAGGCCCGGCUUCCAAGGCCCAUAUUCUUAACCGUUCCAUCUGAGGGAUCCUUGAGGAGCGUUUGGAGGAGGGGAGACCACACAAGCCUUUUUCUUCCCUGGCACCUGUUCUGCCUCCCUGAAGAGAUGCGGCUCCCAUGGGUUCAGCCCACCCUGGGCUCAGCUGGGCCGCCUUGUGCUUUGAAGCAAGGGUGCGCUGAGGGCUCCUGCAGUGACUGGCCCCCAGGAAAGCCGGGGGAAGAAGCCCGUAUUUCCCCAGCAUUGGGGUGACAAGUGCAUCCCUGAGGAGAGAAACGGCAAAGAUUCCUCGUUAUUUCCCCCAUUCCAGCACGGUGACAGCCCCAGCCUGCUGGGAAGGCCAGCCCACACAGAGAGGAGGUAUAAUCUAGAGGGCUCGGAAGCAUUUCCACAGAUGCGGAUAACCGUCCUUCUGAUACAGCCCUGUCAGCAGGAAGGGGGAUUGUGCUAGCAUGCAUGGGGCACACUGUUGGGCACAAGGGACCUGGUUGCUAAGCAACAGUCGCUGGCCUCCCCUCCUCCCUGUAACCUUUUUCUCUGUUUCUAAGCUUCUAGUUAGCAGAUGGGAGGGGCUGAGGCUGCCCAGCCCAGCCCAGCCCUUGGCCCCCUUUCCUGCAACAAGGGGUCUAUUCAUGGUUCUGAGCAGAUUUAUUGUUUCUCUGGAGCAUGUCUGUAUGUGUGUGUGUGUAGGGGGAGGAUAAAGGGAGGGGCGUAUGAGAACUAGGGAGACCUCAUCCUCCGACCAAGCGGGCUGGGCUGUUUGAUCGAUGCUGAUCCAAGAACAGGAGCAGAACCCUGCCUAGAGACCCCGAGGGUUUACAUCAGUGCCACUGACCUGAAUGAGCCUGAUGCCGGAUGGCCAAACCCACAUGGAGGCUCAGUAUGCAGAGGAGAGCCCAGGACCCAGGAACUUCCAAGCAAAGCCAAGAGACCCACUGUGGAGGCCCGAAGCCCAGCAGCACCCCACCUCUCUGGCAGGGUGCCGGGGCGCAGGACAGCGCUGCUGUGUGGGGCUGGGAGCCUUGGUUCUGCUGGCUGGUGUGAGCGUCGGCUCCUGGCUUCUCGUGCUAUAUCUGCGGCCGGCGACCUCUCAGCCCACUCCUGGGACCCUGCAGGAUGAGGAGAUCCCUUCGAGCUGCUCUGAGACCAGCGGUGCGGAAGCCCUGUUCCCCACGCUGUCCAGAACAGUAUCUUUCAGAAUAAACAGCGAGGACUUCCUGCUGGAAGCACAGGUGAGAGCGCGGCCAGACUGGCUCCUGGUCUGCCACGAGGGCUGGAACCCUGCCCUGGGGGUACGGAUCUGCCAGAGCCUGGGGCAUCUCAGACUCACUCACCUCAAGGGAGUGAACCUGUCUGACAUCAAGCUCAACAGCUCCCAGCGGUUUGCUCAGCUCCCUCCCAGACUGGAGGGCUUCCUGGAGGAAGUGUGGCAGUCCAGGAACAGCUGCGCUUCCGGCCAAAUCGUUUCCCUCAGAUGCUCUGCGUGUGGGGCGAGGCCCCUGGCCUCCCGGAUAGUUGGUGGGCAGGCCGUGGCUCCUGGGCGCUGGCCCUGGCAAGCCAGUGUGGCCCUGGGCUCCCGGCACACGUGCGGGGCCUCCGUGGUGGCGCCCCACUGGGUGGUGACGGCCGCUCACUGCGUGCACAGUUCUAGGGUACCCCGCCUGUCCAGCUGGCGGGUCCACGUGGGGCUGGUCAGCCACAGUGCCGUCAGGCCUCACCAGGGGGCUGUGGUGGAGAGGAUUGUCCCCCACCCUCUCUACAGCAGCCAGACUCACGACUAUGACAUCGCCCUCCUGCGGCUCUGGACGCCACUCAACUUCUCAGACACCGUGGGUGCUGUGUGCCUGCCAGCCAAGAAGCAAGAUUUUCCAAGGGGAUCACAGUGCUGGGUGUCUGGCUGGGGCCACACCAACCCCAGCCACACCCACAACUCAGAUACGCUCCAGGACACGCUGGUGCCCCUGCUCAGCACCGAGCUCUGCAACAGCUCCUGCAUGUAUAGUGGGGCGCUCACCCCCCGCAUGCUGUGUGCUGGCUACGUGGAUGGGAGGGCUGAUGCGUGUCAGGGUGAUAGCGGGGGGCCCCUGGUGUGCCUGGACAGGGGCACCUGGCACUUGGUGGGGGUGGUCAGCUGGGGCCGUGGCUGUGCGGAGCCCAAUCACCCGGGCGUCUACGCCAAGGUUGCUGAGUUCCUGGACUGGAUCCAUGACAUUGUGAGGGUCUCCCUGAUUUCUGCUCCCCAGAGCAGAUACGAGGCUCAGCGAGCACCAUUGGGGGAGGUGAAGAGGGGUGCCGUCGUCCCCCUGGGAGGCCGGUAGGCCUCUUCUCCAGCCUCUGCCAGCCGGAGGGGAUCAGAGAAGAGCAAAGAAGAGACUGCCAGACUGCUGGAGCCCGCAGGGAUUUUGUGGGGUUUGUUUUUACUCAGCACUGUCUGCAGAGGUGAGGGCAUGAAUAAAAGAGUGAGGGAAGAUUUACUGUUCCCACAGUCGGCGGUGGCCUUGUAUUUGCAUAGCGGAUCCUGGCGAGGAGGGGCUGGAGCAGGUGGGAGCGAGGCUGGGACUCAGGGAGAAAGACUCUUGGUCAUCUUUCCGCAAGGACCCCGGGGAGCUGCAGGCCAGGCUGCGAGGGGCUGUCUAGGCCAACUCUCCCAUCACCAGGGGCCAGAGGGUCCCUCCCCUCUCCCACCUUCUUGCCUGCAUGAACCCAUAGCAAGCAGCUUGGGUUCAAGAAUCUCUAAACCCAGAGGCACGUGGUGGGCCUGAGGGGUGUGCUGCCAAUGAGGACCUCAGAAGAAAGGGUUCCAGGCUGGGUUCAUUGUCAUUCAUGGCCAUGGUAAUGACAAUUGAGAUAUGACCUUUAUCACAGCCUAGCCCAGUCUGGAGCUGGGUGGGGCUGGGGCUGGGGCUGGGGCUUUCCGCUGGCAUCAACCUUCACGGGGUCCCCUGUGACCCCCACGUGCAUGUCCAAGGUGAUAUAACCCAUAUCUUGGCAACACUGUACUGCUUCUGGGGCCAACAAAUGAUGGACAACUUUUUAUGUAGUCGUCCUAAUGGGUCAAAACUGGUGGUGGGAGGCAGCGGAAGAAAGGAAAGUCUGAGGGGCUGGGGUGGUCCCUGGGAAGUGAUCUGCUCUGUAUUGUGUGUGUAUGUGUGGUCUGUGUGUGUUUUUGUGUGCAUAACUCUGUGUGUGUGUGCCUUUUUUUUUUAAGGUUCACAUAAUUUA
Mustela erminea (ermine) is the source of this 5156-nucleotide messenger RNA. RefSeq names its product transmembrane serine protease 5 (gene TMPRSS5). Gene Ontology annotation, molecular function: serine-type endopeptidase activity. Gene Ontology annotation, cellular component: plasma membrane. The coding region runs from base 2774 to 4252 and encodes 492 amino acids. The record is from RefSeq and is a predicted model, not a curated record. Gene Ontology annotation, biological process: proteolysis. Lineage: Eukaryota; Metazoa; Chordata; Mammalia; Carnivora; Mustelidae. The transcript has 13 exons.